This is a messenger RNA of Dipodomys spectabilis (banner-tailed kangaroo rat), 3601 nucleotides long. RefSeq names its product NAD kinase 2, mitochondrial (gene Nadk2). The coding region runs from base 223 to 1611 and encodes 462 amino acids. NCBI's taxonomy places the organism in Eukaryota, Metazoa, Chordata, Mammalia, Rodentia, Heteromyidae. The transcript has 13 exons. Gene Ontology annotation, molecular function: NAD+ kinase activity. The record is from RefSeq and is a predicted model, not a curated record. Gene Ontology annotation, cellular component: mitochondrion. Gene Ontology annotation, biological process: NAD+ metabolic process; NADP+ biosynthetic process.
GUGGGGCUCCCCGCCUCCCCAGCGCCCCCGCUUUCCCCGGCCGCGUCCACGUCUGGGCACGUCCCCUUCGCGGCUCGGGCCACGCACGUCCCCGCACCUCACCUCCGUGCGCCAGGCGCGAAGUUAAAGGCCCGGGCGGCCGGGGCAGUGCAGGCGGCGCCCACUCCCGGCGGCGCGGAGCCCAGGCCGGCGCUGCAGACCGCGGCCGCUGCCCGGCCGAGUAUGACUUGCUACCGGGGCUUCCUCCUGGGCAGCUGUCGGCGCGUGGCGGGCGGCCGGGCGGCGCUGCGGGGUUCGGGCGCGGGAGGCCCCGGCACGCGGCCGCGGCUGGGCGGAGACGGCGGCCGGCGGCACCUGGGGCACGGGCAGCCGCGCGAGCUGGCGGGCUGCGGCAGCCGCGCGGACGGCGGCUUCCGCCCCUCGCGGGUGGUGGUGGUGGCCAAGACCACCCGCUACGAGUUCGAGCAGCAGCGCUACCGCUACGCGGAGCUCUCGGAGGAGGACCUCAAGCAGCUGCUUGCAUUAAAAGGUUCUAGCUACAGUGGACUACUGGAACGACAUCAUAUUCACACCAAAAAUGUGGAACAUAUUAUAGAUAGUUUACGGAAUGAAGGAAUUGAGGUUCGUCUAGUAAAAAGGAGAGACUAUGGUGAAGAGUCUGUUCGAUGGGCAGAUGCUGUAAUAGCUGCAGGAGGUGAUGGCACUAUGCUUCUGGCCGCAAGUAAAGUCUUGGACAGACUUAAACCAGUUAUAGGAGUAAAUACGGAUCCAGAUCGGUCUGAAGGUCAUUUGUGUCUUCCUGUUCGGUAUACACAUUCCUUCCCAGAAGCCUUACAGAAGUUCUAUCGUGGUGAGUUCAGGUGGUUGUGGAGGCAGCGUAUCAGGUUAUACCUUGAAGGGACUGGCAUAAACCCUGUACCUGUGGACCUUCAUGAACAGCAACUAAGUUUGAAUCAGCAUAGUAGAGCCUUCAACAUCGAAAGAGUUGAUGAUGAAAGGUCUGAGGCUUCAGGACCCCAACUUUUGCCCGUGAGAGCACUAAAUGAAGUCUUCAUUGGGGAGAGUCUAUCAUCCAGAAUGUCUUAUUCUUGGGCUGUAGCAGUGGACAAUUUAAGAAGAAGUAUACCCACUCUAAAGGGACUGGCAUCCUACUAUGAAAUUUCACUUGAUGAUGGACCAUGGGAAAAACAGAAGAGUUCAGGGCUCAAUUUGUGUACUGGCACAGGAUCAAAGGCCUGGUCUUUCAAUAUCAAUAGGGUUGCAACUCAGGCUGUGGAAGAUGUUUUAAAUAUUGCAAAGCGACAAGGAAAUCUGAAUCUUCCAUUGAACAAAGAAUUGGUAGAGAAAGUAACAAAUGAAUAUAAUGAAUCACUGCUCUACAGUCCAGAAGAACCAAAAAUACUUUUCAGUAUUCGAGAACCAAUAGCAAACAGAGUUUUCUCAAGUAGUCGUCAGCGUUGUUUCUCUUCCAAGGUUUGUGUUCGUUCUCGUUGUUGGGAUGCCUGCAUGGUUGUGGAUGGAGGAACUUCUUUUGAGUUCAAUGAUGGAGCAAUUGCUUCCAUGAUGAUCAACAAAGAAGAUGAGCUUCGAACUGUACUUCUAGAACAGUGAAAGAUUUCCUCAAGUGACAAACUUGGAUUAUUGGAAACUGAUUUUUACUGCAGAAAUAGUCGUGAGGCCAGUCAUUAAGCCUACAUUAUUUUAUUAUUGAGACUGGUUGCCCUCUGGGCUCACAGCGAUGAAGAAGGUGGGAUUUUCAUUACUCUUUUGUUGGAUUCUGAUAGAUGAAAGAUGUUCAUUGUGUGAGAACAUGGGAUGGACUAAAUGGAGUGGAAUUGAUGUCAGAGAAAUUCUGUAUUAUUUGUAAUUGGUAACCAAGAAUAUUGAUAUCUUUAAAUUUUGAGAGGUGAGUUUAAAUAAAGGAUUAAAUGUUUAGGACUUGAGAUUUAACUAUAAGAGUGUUUUUGUCUUCCUAGACAGUGGAAUGGGACAUACCUAUCAUUUGAUUAGUGCAUUAUUUUUUAUAAUACCUAAAAGUAAAGUUUUUAAAGUUUUUGAUUAUCAUGACAAGUUUUGAUAAAUUCUGACAUUGACCUAAUUAAAGUAGGAAAAUGUUUUUGUAUGUGCUAAAAUUUUCUAAUACCAGGACAUAAUGAUGACUAUUGAUUAAAACAUUUUAAUCAUUUUUGAAAUUAUUUAUAGAUGAAGACUUUGAUUCUGGCUAAUUUCAAUAACGCUGUAUGAAAUACAGUCAAAUCAUGAUGCUUUUAUAAAUGUAUUAUCCCUUAGCUAUUUUAGAACAAUUUUUUGAGAAAUUACUUGAGUUAAGAGGCCCCUUCCAUCUUUGCAACUGUAACAUUGAUUUAGGUACUAAAAGGAUGAAUUGAUGAAAUGUUUUCUAUUAGGAAUGUGGUAAAAUCUUUAAGAAGUAUUCUCACUACUAUUAGGAGUACUGUCAAAAAGAAUGGAUUCUUAGGGAAUGCAUGAAACAUUAAUUUUGGAAUUGAUUUAUUCAGUAAUGUAGUUCUCAUAUUCCAAAAUUUGCACAGUAGCUUUAUAGGAUAAAAUGUCAUGGCUUGUCUUUUUUUCUUUUUCCAUUAUGAGAACUUUGAUUUUGGAGGAUAUUAUUUUUAUUUAAUUCUUGACUUACAAUAAGUAAAUAGAGUUUUCAGGAAAAGUUUCUAUUUCUGAGUAAUGAAAUGGUAUUUUUAUGCCAUUUAUUCAGUUUAUUCACUUGCUGAUGAGUGUUUUAGUUUUCAUGACAAGUAUUUAUUGAACACUCACCCUGUGCCAUACAUCACUGUGUCAGGUGCUCGGUACACCAAUGAAUGACACUAUCCUAAUAGAAUGUGAGCCAAAGAGCUCAGAAAUCAAAUUUUGUGAUGCUAGGAUGCUUAGUCAAAUUGAGUGUUCUUAGUUUUUUUUAUCAUUAACAUGUUUCUCUUACCACUAUUUAAAAAAUAUUAAUUUGAAAAGGUAUUCUAGAUUUUGAUGGAUAUCUGGAAGAAUGUUUUUCUUAAGUACUUGCAUAGACCCUUAAAGCAAAUAAUUUACAUGAUGCAUGAAAUGAAAAUAAAAAUUAGUGUUUUCCUAGGGCUGGAUCUAAUUUCUGCUGUAGUUUUUGAAAAAUAAUACAUGUAAGAUUGCCCAGAAGAAUCUUACAAGUAUUAACAUUAGACAGAACAAAUAAUUUUUUAUACAUUAGAUGGAAAUAAAAAUUAGUGUUUCUUCCGGGGUUGGAUUUAAUUUGUAGCUUGAUUUAGAAAAAAUGAUGUAUAAUAUCAUUUUGUGAAAAAGUUAAAUUACACACUAUCCCAGUAUCUCAAGGAAAUCUGUCCAUAUGCUACCAUAGAUCUGUUAAUAUGUAAGUUAUUAAUAGGUAGCUUGCUGUGUGAAAUUGGUUAUAAGCCAUAUUCUUAAAGGUAUUACAAAUACUUACGCUCUAUUUGUGACAUAACUUCUGCUCCCUGGUAUAGAUUUGUUUGUAAGAGAUGAGACAAAAAGGAUGUUACAAUAGCAAAAAUGUCUUUUAUGGAUGAGUUAACCUUUCAAUGACAACUGUGAAUAAAAUUAAACAAUUGCUUUUUUUAACUACAUAUUU